AUGAGAAGAAAUUUUUUUCAGAAGACAAUUUUGCCAAUUAUUGGUACUGAUAUAAAUUGUUCUAUUAACUUUCUCAAGUCCAAAGGAUUAACUAAAAGAAGCAUGUGUUUUGUUUAUUACUCUAGAGAUAUAUAUCGGCUAGCUUGCAGUAAGAUCAAAGACAAAUUUGUUUGGAAGUGCGGAAACAAACAAUGUCUUAAGUUUAGAACUACACUUUCAAUCAGAAACAAUUCGUUUUUUGAGAAAACACGAAUUGAUUUACAAAUGAGAGUAUACUCCAUUUACCUUUGGAGCAUAAACACUUCGCAUAAAAAUAUUGGCGUUUUGGCGAGACUAGGACACAAUAUGGUAGCUGACAUGUGCAGAAGUUUUAGAAAUGCAUGUGUAGAGUUUUUUACUAGAAAUCCGAUUUUCCUUAGUGGUCCUGGCAUUAUAUGCCAAAUUGAUGAAAGAUCGUUUUUUCACAAGCAAAAAUAUCAUGGGGGGACGAACGCCAGAACAUCAAGUCUAGGUUUUUGUGAUGGUUGA
Molecule: messenger RNA, 528 nt
Organism: Vairimorpha ceranae
Lineage: Eukaryota; Fungi; Microsporidia; Nosematidae
Exons: 1
Coding region: 1-528 (175 amino acids)
Source: RefSeq, a predicted model, not a curated record